Molecule: messenger RNA, 4422 nt
Organism: Limanda limanda (common dab)
Lineage: Eukaryota; Metazoa; Chordata; Actinopteri; Pleuronectiformes; Pleuronectidae
Gene: ube2z
Product: ubiquitin-conjugating enzyme E2Z
Exons: 8
Coding region: 169-1386 (405 amino acids)
Biological process (GO): negative regulation of apoptotic process
Cellular component (GO): nucleus
Molecular function (GO): ubiquitin conjugating enzyme activity; cysteine-type endopeptidase inhibitor activity
Source: RefSeq, a predicted model, not a curated record
GUGAGAAUCGGAUCCUGAAGUUACGUUGUGUUUACGGACUUCGGAGGAUGCGGUCGGUUUUAAACCCUUUAUUCUGACACCACAUCCCGGUAACGCGACAACACCCGAGCCCUGGAGUGGCUGACGAGGCGGAGCGAGGUUGUGCUUUAGCCUGCUAGCUUCAGAGCUAUGGCGGACAGCUUCGGAGAGAAGUCCAGUGGCGGUGCCCUUGGCUCAGGCGUCACCGGACAUGGCAGCGGAACCACGCUGCUGCCGACUCUGGCCAACUCUCUCCCCGGGGGAGCCCCAACAGCCACCGGUGCUCACACGAGCUCCAGCUCGGCCUUCCCCCCUCCCGUUGCGGUCGCCCACAGUGGCCUAACCACUGUAAUGGCACCAAUGUCCGCUGUCACUGCUACCGCUGCCGGGUUCGGGACCACAUUCAGCUCCGGUACCCUGCCCCCGGUCGUGGCCGUGACGCCAUCCCUACACACCGUCUCGCCUCUCCCCGGGAUCGCGCUGGGUGUCGGCGGGGUGGCAGGAGCGGGCCUCCUAUCCCAAAUCCACACCACGCCCUGGGACCCGACCCUCAGUACGGACUGGGACAACGAGAAGGCUUCCCAGCAGUGCAUCCUUAGGAUAAAGAGGGAUAUCAUGUCAAUCUACAAGGAACCUCCCCCAGGGAUGUUUGUCGUCCCUGAUCCUCAAGACAUGACCAAGAUCCACGCACUUAUCACAGGGCCAUUUGACACUCCAUAUGAGGGCGGCUUCUUUCUCUUCCUGUUCCGCUGCCCACCUGACUACCCCAUCCACCCACCCCGGGUCAAGCUAAUCACCACGGGACACAACACAGUCCGCUUCAACCCCAACUUCUACCGCAAUGGCAAGGUUUGCCUCAGCAUCUUGGGGACAUGGACUGGCCCAGCAUGGAGUCCAGCUCAGAGCAUCUCAUCUGUCCUUAUCUCUAUCCAGUCUCUGAUGACAGAGAACCCCUAUCACAACGAACCUGGCUUUGAACAGGAGCAUCACCCAGGAGACAGUAAGAACUACAACGAGUGUAUCCGCCAUGAAACCAUGAGGGUGGCAGUUUGUGACAUGCUGGAAGGCAAAGUCUCCUGUCCAAAAGCUCUGUGGAGUGUGAUGGAGAAGUCCUUCCUUGAAUACUAUGAAUUCUAUGAGGGAGUCUGCAAAGAGAGACUGCAUCUACAGGGACAGAACAUGCAGGACCCAUUUGGUGAGAAGCGUGGUCGUUUCAACUACCAGGGCCUGCUUGCUCGCCUCAGCACCACCCACAGGCAAAUACGGGAGAAAAACCUGGCAGAGGGCGACCCCAACCAUGAUGACUCGGACUCAGACACCAGCUCCUCAGGGACAGACCCUGACAGCCAGGGCAGCACCCUGCCCUGACUCUCAGGACGGUUCUGGACUCAAUGCCAGGCCGAUAACUAAAGACAAAGGGACCUUUUUUUUUUCAAUUUACAUUCGAGGAACAAAAUCACGGAAGAGAUUGCAACACCUAUGUUUAAGGCAGCCCAGACAAAAGCAUUCUUCUUAUAUGCAAUUCUCCAGCCUUGCUGCCGCGGUGGGCCUCUCGCCCUCCACCCUGGUGUCACCGCUGGUCUUUGCCUCUGCGCCCGCCCUCCAGUGGCCAGCCUCGAUGCACACCGCCACUGAACUAGCUUUCCACGAAUUAUGGUCAGAGGUCCUACAUUUUGUCUGAAAGAGGCAUCUUGUUGGGGGGAGAGCUUCCCUCCAUUUCCUCCCCUCCACCUUUAGUUCUCUCUCACCGCUUCAUGUCACAAACAAGGCUCUGGUCCAUCCGGGUGAUGCCACUGCUAUCCCACUUCCACUUUAUUGAGCAGACUCCACUCAAGCUAUAGCUCUUCAUUUCACCUCUGCGUUUCAACCACCCAUUUCCGCAGUUCCACCGACCCUCCAACCUCAACCGCCGUUCUCAUCAUAGACAGAGUGCCUGUUACUCAGUCCAGGCAGCUUGCACGCAUCUCCUCCCUGCCCUAACACAAUCAUACACGUCCCCUGGACAAACGUACCUCUGACCUCCAUCCAAGAAUAGCGCUGCAUGUUGGGCUGAACCACGUAUCUCGUCAGGAGUCUGAGCCCAUCAAACACUAAAUGAAUCGUUAAGGUGUUAAACGAUUGUGGAAAAUUAGUUUUCAUGUCUCUAGCCCCAUUCCUACCCUUGGUCAAGGAGUGCAAACCUGCUUCCACUCCACAUGGAUGUUAUAGACUGUUGCUGUGUGAUCAAGCUUUUCUCUUCAAAAGAGAUGGGAUUCAUCCCAACAGGCAGGGUAGCUGACCGGCGUCGGCCAAUAUUCAGCAUGCAGUCCAGUCCUCUCAAUGUGCAUGACUGUUUGAGAAAACCAGCACACGUACCUGCUGAGGUAAUUCAUAGCUCUCUAUUCCACACUGCCAUCUAAAAUCAUUCGCUCCCCCUGCCUGAAUUGAUUUCAGAAGAGAAAAAAUUAGCAGUCUUUGAAAGACAUUUCAUUCAAUGAUCGAAUUACUUGGGUGGUGAGGUGUCUGCAUUGGUUUUCUUUGAUACUCCAUCUUCCUCCGACAGUCCGAAGACAUGCAGAUUGAGCUUAGAUUAAUUAGAGACUCUUAAUUGACCAUAGGUGAUAUUGUGAAUGGUUGUUUGUUUUGGGUCUGUAAUACGCCUGCGACCUGUUCAGGGUGUAUCCCGCCUCUCGCCCAAUGUCAGCUAGGAUCGGCUCCAGCUCCCCAUGCGGACCUCAAAGAAUCAGCAUUAUAGAUGAUGAUUUCAAUACUUCCUUUCAUGUAAUUUUUUGUACGACAAAAUGCAUCAGCCAAUUUGAAUCCUCAUGGUCUACCCACCCUCCAAAACCUAGCGGCACUUUCAUCUGGGAAUUCUCAGACUAGCUGAUGCUUUGUGAGCCAUGUGCCUUGUCUCCUCUGGCCAGGGUGAAACCACACCUCACCUCUUCAGACUGGACUUCAGCUGCCGUCACGGCAUCAGCGCAUUGAAUCAGUAGCUCUGGACUCUUCAUAACAGUGAUUCCUGUAUAUUAUGCACUUCUGCUUAGCUUUCAGUUAAGGACUCUGUUUAGCAGAAAAAGAAGCUGUUAAAGAAAUGUCUUUUUUCAUUGAAAUACAUCUUCAUAGUCUGUUUGCUGUUAUGAUAACUUUCUAUGUGUCAGUUUAUCUGUAUCCAUAGCUGCUGCUUGUGAGAUAAAAAACAAACCACGCUGUUCUUCAGCAGGUAUAUUGAAUCUAAUGAAGGCGAGACGAGGGGACCUUUCUGUUGUUUUUUACACAGCGGGUAACUCAAGUUGCUCUGCUCUGUCUGAAUAAGACCUUGUUGCAUCUGUGCAAAGGCACAAAGGGUUAUUACGCAAAUGUUUUUUUUUUUUUUGAAGAUUAACUCCCAACAAACAACAGCGAUUUCAGAAGCAUCCUUUUCACCAUUAGAUGUCAAAGUCGACUCCGAUCAGGUCUAGUGUUACAGAAUCUGGUAUAAAGGGGAAAUAAUGCUGUCAGCCUUUGAUUAUCCACUUUUUACAGCUGACUUAUUAUUUGGUCCAUGCAACAACACUACAGGAAAUUAAAUGUUGCUGACAGGCAGCAUAGCUUGCAGUCUUAUCACAGUGGAGAGGUGUCCUCUCGUAAAACAGUGAGAAUCAGAUCUGGCAGAGUUUGUAUGGCCUCCGGUGAUGCUAAUUUUUUACAGUCUAUCGUAAUUGAGUACUCACCGGUCCAUUUGUACGUAAUCAUUCCAAUUUAUUCUGGUUAUAAACAGAUCUCUCUUUUUUUUAACUCGACUGUUAAAGGUGGAAGAAAAUCUAACGGCCACAUUCCAGCUGAGCCAAAGCUAGUCCCCCAAAAGCAAUAGAGUCUCUUCAUCCUGCUAAUCAGUGGUACGUUUGUUUAUCAGACUCUAAUCUGACUCUGCGUUCCUCUUCAGCCUUUCUCAAACUCUUUUAAAGAAGAUCUUCAACGUGAGACAUAUGGGUCAGAUGCAUGAACACCUGUUGUGCUUGUUGUAGCUCCUCGUAUUUCGUUGCCCCUCCAGUGUGGCUCUACAUGCUUCAUGUUGGUGAAGAGAAGCAGUCUCUGCUGUCAGUGCGUUUGUCAAACACGGGCAUCUGACAGAGGUUGGUGAACAUUAAGAUUGGAUUACUAAUAUAGGGAAUUUCGGUUUCUUUCUCUUAUAGUUUUCUAGAAAAAUAAUAUAAGAAGCAGCUCCUAGCAGAAUGAUCUGACUGCCAGAGUGGAUUGCAUCAGACUUUCUGAAGAGAAGAGUCCAAUUCCUGUUUGUUUGUGUUGUGUUGUGCUCGAAGCAGGGUUCUUCUGUCGCUCCAAAACAGCUGGAUUACUUAAAAAAGUGAUCAUUUCCAGGUCUUGAUUGUGUUGGUUAUUGUACAGAAAUUCUGAAAAAGUACAGAAUAAAAUGUUAAGUCCUGA